This is a messenger RNA of Phragmites australis (common reed), 1056 nucleotides long. RefSeq names its product protein ALP1-like. The transcript is spliced from 2 exons. Lineage: Eukaryota; Viridiplantae; Streptophyta; Magnoliopsida; Poales; Poaceae. The coding region runs from base 28 to 1056 and encodes 342 amino acids. The record is from RefSeq and is a predicted model, not a curated record.
UCUAUUCUAUCGGGUCAUGACUGGGUUAUGCAUACCCUUAAUAUUCCAAAAGAUUGCUAUGACAUGUUUAGGAUGAGUAGACCACUUUUUGAUACCCUUCAUAAUUUAUUGGUGUCAUCUUAUGGUUUGAAGUCAAGUAGUAACAUGAGCUCCAUUGAAGCUUUAGGCAUGUUUUUAUGGACUAUUGGGGCUCCUCAGUCAUUUACUCAAGUGAAAAACCGAUUUGAGAGGUCAAAGGAAACAAUUAGUAGGAAAUUCAAUGAAGUGUUGGAUAGUAUAUAUCUUAUGUCAAUAGAUGUUGUGAAACCAAGGGACCCAGAGUUUACAAUGGUGCAUCCAAGACUUCAAGGUUCUCGUUUUGCACCAUAUUUCAACAAUUGCAUAGGCGCAAUAGAUGGUACUCACAUACCCGUUGUUGUGCCUGCGGCAAAAUUGGUUCAACAUGUGGGACGUCAUGGAUAUUCCACUCAAAAUGUGUUGGCUAUAUGUGACUUUGACAUGAGGUUUACUUUUGUUGUUGCGGGAUGGCCCGGAUCGGUCCAUGACAUGAGGGUGUUCAAUGAUGCUAUACAGAAAUAUGCCGACAAGUUCCCAUUUCCUUCACAUGGAAAAUUUUAUCUUGUUGACUCGGGCUAUCCUAAUCGAACGGGUUUUUUAGCUCCUUACAAAGGGACAAAAUACCAUUUACCGGAGUUUCGACAAGGCCCACGUCCUAGUGGCAAGAAGGAGGUAUUCAACUAUUUGCAUUCAUCUCUUCGCAAUGUGAUUGAGCGCUCAUUUGGUGUUUUGAAGAUGAAGUGGAGAAUUUUAUUGGACUUACCAAGUUAUCCUAUGCUAAAGCAAACAAGAAUAAUACAUGCAUGUAUGACUCUUCAUAACUUCAUUCGAGAUAGUGUUAUGAGUGAUGAAGAUUUUGACAUGUGUGAUCAAGAUGAAAAUUAUAUGCCAAUACCCUCUCAAGGGAGUGGUGAAAAUAGUGAAUUAGGAGAAGAAGAGGGAGAUAUGAAUAUCUUCCGUGAUAACCUUGCUAAUGCUUUGUAUGCUAUGAGAGAGUAG